Molecule: messenger RNA, 1071 nt
Organism: Gossypium arboreum
Lineage: Eukaryota; Viridiplantae; Streptophyta; Magnoliopsida; Malvales; Malvaceae
Exons: 4
Coding region: 1-1071 (356 amino acids)
Source: RefSeq, a predicted model, not a curated record
AUGUCUGACUUGGGAGUUCUUCAAGACUACCUUCCAGGGGAAAUAUGUGGGGAAGAGCUACGUGGAUGCCCAAAAGAGAGAGUUCUUAAACCUUACUCAGGAAAAUUAAACUGUGGCCGAGAUGGGCUCAAGGAUAAUUUGAGAGUCUUGAUAGCUCCGCAGAAGGAGCGUGACAUUUCUUCACUGGUUGAGAAAAUGAAGAUCACCGAGGGGGUUAAGCGUACUGAGUGCCAAAACUGUGACAGAGAGAGGAGUAAGAACAAGAGGGAUUCAGAGCUUUUGAGUUCUGUGGAUGUUGGAGUAAGACUGGGUCUGCUUGAGUGUGGGUCUUUAGAGCACCGCAUUAGGCCUGGGCAAAGAGCAUCAGGCAGAGGUGUUGGAAAGAUUGAGGUGAAUCAGCCGGCUCUAGUUUAUGCUGCAUGUCACCGAGAUGAGGGAGAUGCUCCAGACGUCCUCACUGGUAUGUUUCUUAUUUUUGAUGUACCAUAUCUUGCUUUGAUAGACAUAGGAUCUACUCAUUCCUAUAUAGCCUAUUCUAUUUCUAAAAAUUUGGGGUUAUCGAUGGAGAGCACUACGAGUAGGGUAACUGUACUGAGUCCACUGGGACAAUCGGUUAGAGUUAGCAAACUGUAUAGGGAUAUUCCCUUAAGGGUGCAAGGGACGGUAUUUUUGGCUAAUUUGAUGGAACUUUCGUUUGGGGAGUUCGAUAUAAUCUUGGGGAUAAAUUGUCUAGUGAAGCACCAAGUAAGUUUGGACUAUGCGACGGAGAGGGUCAUCUUGAGAAAUGAGGAGGACAGUGAGGUAGUCAUGGUUGGGGAGCACCAGAAUUAUCUAUCUAAUGUGAUCUCUGCGCUGGUGGCGAAGAAGUUGGUUCGUAAGGGGUGUGAGGAAUUUUUGGCCUACGUAAGUGUUUUUGAUUCUGGAGACACUACUGUUAAGGACAUCAGGGCGGUAAAGGAUUUUCUGGACGUCUUCCCUGAAAAGCUACCGGGGUUACCUUCGAAUUGUGAAGUAGAGUUUGGGAUAGAGCUCCUUCCUGGUACAGCUUUAGUGUCCAUCGCUCCCUACUGA